AUGGCUAGAACUGGUAUCGCUGUCGGAUUGAACAAGGGUCACAAAACCACCGCCAAGGAGGUCGCCCCAAGACGUGUCAACCUCAAGGGCCGUGUCUCCAAGAGAGGUGCUUUCGUUAAGAGCAUCGUCUCUGAGGUCUCCGGUUUGGCUCCAUACGAGAGAAGAUUGAUCGAGUUGAUCAGAAACGCCGGUGAGAAGAGAGCCAAGAAGUUGGCCAAGAAGAGAUUGGGUACCCACAAGAGAGCUUUGAAGAAGGUUGAGGAGAUCAACACCAUCAUUGCUGAGUCCAGAAGACACUAA
Messenger RNA from Australozyma saopauloensis, 300 nucleotides. It is a transcript of the gene RPL39, whose product is annotated as 60S ribosomal protein eL36. Bases 1 to 300 code for a protein of 99 amino acids. NCBI's taxonomy places the organism in Eukaryota, Fungi, Ascomycota, Pichiomycetes, Serinales, Metschnikowiaceae. The record is from RefSeq and is a predicted model, not a curated record. The transcript has 2 exons. Gene Ontology annotation, cellular component: ribosome; cytosolic large ribosomal subunit. Gene Ontology annotation, molecular function: structural constituent of ribosome. Gene Ontology annotation, biological process: cytoplasmic translation.